Amphibalanus amphitrite is the source of this 2760-nucleotide messenger RNA. Its product is annotated as FERM domain-containing protein 5-like. The transcript is spliced from 10 exons. The record is from RefSeq and is a predicted model, not a curated record. NCBI's taxonomy places the organism in Eukaryota, Metazoa, Arthropoda, Thecostraca, Balanomorpha, Balanidae. Gene Ontology annotation, cellular component: cytoskeleton. The coding region runs from base 64 to 1512 and encodes 482 amino acids.
UGUGGUCAUCAUUUCCAGCAAUGGCUCGAUCCCACAAAACAGAUCCUGAAGCAAGUGAAGGACAUGUGGCCGAUGGUGUUCAGUUUCCGGGUGAAGUUCUAUCCGGGCUGGCCGGAGCGGCUACAGGAGGAGCUCACGCGCUACCAGGUGUACCUGCAGCUCCGCCGUGACCUGCGCGCCGGCCGACUCUCGCCGCCAGAGGAGGAGGCCGCCCUGCUGGCCGCUCUCGUACUCCAAGUGGAGACGGGCGACCACGACCCGGAGGAGCAGCGCGGCCGGUACGCGUCCGACUACAGCCUGGUCUGGCGCGCCAGUAGCCGGCUGGAAGAGCGCACCAUGGAGCUGCACAGUCGGCAGACGCGCGGACUCGACCCCGGACAGGCCGAGAUGACGCUACUCAAACGGGCCGCCCAGCUGGACACGUACGGACUGCGGCCGCAGGCGUUCAAGGACCAGCGCGGAGCGCCAGUGAUGCUGGGCCUCAACUUCCGCGGCAUCUCCGUGCUGCAAGACGGUCGUCGCACCCACCUCUUCCGCUGGCAUGACGUUCAGAAACUCAACUUCGAGAACAAAAUGUUCAUCGUGCACCUGGUUUUCGUGGAAGAUUCGAGAAAUAAGACCAAACGCACAGUCGGCUACAAAAGCGACUCGGUGCAGAGGUGCCGACACUUUUGGCGAGAUGCCACCGAGCAUCGACUGUUCUUCACGUGUGAGUCGUCCCGCAGCGCGCCCCGGAUGGUGCUGGGCGGCUCUCUGUUCUCUCGUCACUCGCGGGUGCGCUUCUCGGGCCGCACCGAGCGGGAGGUGUGCCGACAGCCGGUGCGCCGGGAGCAGCCACAGUUCAGCAGAUACGGGCUGCGUCCAUCGGUCCGGCCCAAGUCUCAGAGUGUACCGGCCACACCGUGUGAAUCGCAGGGCAGCUCGUCAGCGUACGGCGCGGCCCGGCUGCCGCACGACUCUCCGAUCCCGGAGCACACCAGUCUGGCCGACGACGAGACCAUGAUGGUGGCCCCGUGUGGUCCGGACGAGACCGGCGGCCGGCUGCUGCGUCCGCUGGACGAGAUCGUCAGCUACACGCCGCCCUCCAGUCCCGACAUGUCUCCGAUUCGGGCGUACGAGUCUGCCGGGCUGACAUCUCAGCAGCAACAGGACCGGUCCGCCGAGCGGCCGCUGCCUCUCACCACUCUCACUGUACCCACCGACUCACCCCUGCACGGACAAGCGGGCGUGUCGCGUCUGGAGCGCGGAGUGCCGCCGGAGCCGCCGCGCCGGCCGUCCCGCCGGCCGUCUGCUCCCGCCGCCGGCCGCCGGCUGCUGGUGGCGCCGCUGCUGCGCGUGCUGCUGUACGCAGUGCUGACGGUGGCCGCACUGCUGCUGCUGCUGCUGGUGGCCGUGUUCGAGCUGGACACGGCCGCCACGCGCGAGCUGCGUCUGUUCCCCGAGCUGCAGCUGCUGCGCCGGCGUCUGUACCAGCCGGCCCGCGAGCUGGUGGUGCGUGGCGUCAGCCUGUGACCGCGGCGGGCGGCGGGCACCGGCCCCAGAGACAGCUGAGUGCCGGCCGGCGGGGAGGGACGGCCGCAGAGGAGACGGGGUGGUACCUCGGGACUUGGAGGGGACUAUCCUCACGGUUCCAGUAUUGCAAAACUGGCAUUUCCCCGAUUAGAGGAAGCCAUUGGGCCCGAAGAGACGGAUUUUACCCGUUGACACGGUCCACGAGGCAGCCUGGCGGGCUUUCCGUCUAAAGCGACGUUCUUGUGCUUUUAAGCUGUUCGCUUUUGGCUGGAGAGCCAUUUGACUUUGUGAUCCAGUGGGACUCCCGUCGCGUCCUGAGAGGGGCCCGCUUCAUUCCGCAGCUUCAGGGUAGAGGCACGUUUUGUUUGUGCCGAGAGCUUCUAUGGGUCUGCUGGGCGGGUAGCGGCUACUAACCCUGGCCACCGGCCGUUGUGCAAGACACGCCUUCCUCGGAAUAUAUCAUGUGCAAUCGCGCUAGGUGGCGACACUUUCAGCGCUGUAUUUUGGAUGUAGUGAGUGUCGGCUGACGGCAUUUUUUCCCUUGGCCCGGCAGUAUUUUACACUGUAUGCGCGGCGCUUCUGCCAGCGAGGCCAUUUGGCCGUUCGUUUUUUGCCUUUGAUGUCUGGACGUAUACUGUUUGGCAGCUCCUACUUACUGGCAGACUGACGACUUGCAACGGCCACUAACCGUCUUCGAUUAUCGGGACUUACUAUUCUGGCAAGCGAUGACUCGGCGGCCUCUGUAGGUCCCCGAUCGGUCAGCAUGGGUCACCAUUGGCCCAAGAAAGGGCUGUCGGUGACCCCUGCUGACCAGUUUGUGGGGUCACGCAGUGAACCCUGCUGACUCAUGACUGGUCAGUCAUUUGACCUGUAAGCCGGUCAGCACGCCGGGUCGCUGGACCCCUGUAUGCCCGCCAGUGCCGAUUCCAGUAGCUUAUGGCGCGUCAUUAUGGAUGGUUGUGACCCGGCAUCCACCUGAUCUGUCCCUCUUGGCUUUAUUACUGAUGGUUGUUUUGUAUUUUUGUACUUAUGCUGUGCUGCGAAUCUCGACUUUAUUUAUGCGAACGGGUGCCACUUUUGGCAGCCGCACGUUUUUGAUGUACUAGUUUUGUGAUUGUUCUGUGAUUUUGUUGGUACUCGUUUUGUCUGACUGGACGAGUGUUGUGUCGUGUCCGUUAUUGCUGUGCUAAUAUGUCCACACCUACGCACAAAGCUCACUGAAUAAUCAGACUUUAUUCUGCCUACCUA